This is a messenger RNA of Cladophialophora immunda, 1390 nucleotides long. RefSeq lists its product as uncharacterized. The annotation marks the transcript as partial. The record is from RefSeq and is a predicted model, not a curated record. The transcript is spliced from 2 exons. NCBI's taxonomy places the organism in Eukaryota, Fungi, Ascomycota, Eurotiomycetes, Chaetothyriales, Herpotrichiellaceae.
AAAGACCGCCCACCUAUUUACGAAACUUUUUGUCUCCACGCGACCUUUUCUCGAGAGGCUUCGCCAUGGUGAAGAACCUAAAAUACCAUAUUAAGCAUAUUCCACGAAGCUGCCAUCGUCACUUCGGCGAAGACUCUCACUGGGCGUUUAGGUAUUAUCUUAGGCCGAAAUUGUAUGUUAUUACUCCCAUUUGUCAAGCCAGACACCACACUUUUCUUUCCCAUCCAUUUACUUCCACCCUACCUGGGACCAUAAAGCAAUACGAAUUUGAUCUUCCAUGUAUCUAUUCCAGCUUCAGCAAUGACACGGGACAAACGGCAAUACAAGCGAAUCACACGGCACAUGUACAGGACGACGGAUUUUGGGAGCUCUGCUACCUAUGCAAAGAAGAAACCCAUCGGUCAAGGCGGCCUCGCGCAAGAUUGGCAUAGAGGCCAUGGAUGCAGACCGCCUCGAAUUCAAAGAUCUCUCCGGCUGAGGCUGGCCAGCGGUACUGGGAAUGGCCACUCCAAAUAUUACUGCUGACAAUCUUGGUUGGUUACGGUCCGGUAAGGUACACUGAAGACCCACGCCUUGCGCAGGCCCAACCUAGCGCGUCAUUUGGCAGAACGGCGGAGCCGAUGAUUACUCGACUUAUUUUUCACCACACCGCUUUUCAGGACGGAAGCGGAGCGAAUAUAUAUUCCCGAAACCAGAGAGGAGCCUCAUAAGUAACUACGCCGAGGGUUCGAAGCUCUAUUCUCAGUCACGAAACCCCCUAGCUUUUUCUUUUCCUUCCCAGCUCUCCUCGUUGGACUCCGUUCCUAUUUCAGGCUCAUUCAACAUGUACCCCAUCAGACGUGUCUACAUACAUUAGCUACUCUUGCUAACCUUCUUCUUAGAUGUCCCCCAUCCAAGGGAAAGAAAAAAGUGACGGUGUUUAUGUGGACCUGCCACAAGUGCGGGAAUGAUCCAAUCAGCGUCAAAACUGAAUUCUGUACACAAUGCAGCCAUCCCAGGCGUCAGAAUUGCAAGACAGAGAAGGUUACUAGGUGACAGGAUACAUGCUCUGGAGAGAGCCGGAGGGAUACCGUCUGCACGAGCAAUCCGUUUUGACCACAUUUCGAGGCUAUUUAAGUGGGGCCCCAUGGCUACUGAGAUUCUAUCUAUUUCCGCGGGUCACGCCAGCUGACCCCGAUGUGGUCCUGGAAGUAAAAUGGUCAGAGGGGGAGAUCGACGUCUGAAGGCAAGUGGAAUGGAAAAAAAUGUGCGCAAAGUGAUGGACGUUUACGGCCGUGGUCUAUCUUCGACAAGCGUAAAUACUUUGGAAUCUCAAAAGGACUGUUUUUCCAAUGUAAGAUAGAACAAAUUCGAGCUUUCGCAACCAGAAUCCAGACAAGACUUGAUCUUA